This is a messenger RNA of Sphaerulina musiva SO2202, 1695 nucleotides long. Its product is annotated as allantoin permease. Bases 1 to 1695 code for a protein of 564 amino acids. NCBI's taxonomy places the organism in Eukaryota, Fungi, Ascomycota, Dothideomycetes, Mycosphaerellales, Mycosphaerellaceae. The transcript has 4 exons. Gene Ontology annotation, molecular function: nucleobase transmembrane transporter activity. The record is from RefSeq and is a predicted model, not a curated record. Gene Ontology annotation, cellular component: plasma membrane. Gene Ontology annotation, biological process: nucleobase transport; transmembrane transport.
AUGAUUCCUCUCCAGACACGCUUGCGCAAUGCCAUUCAAGUUCAUCGUCCCACCGAACAAGCAGAAUUAGAAGGAUCAGGACUCAAUUAUGGAAAAUGGUCCAACAUCGACCUCGAACCCACUCCUCCCUCGCAACGCAACUGGUCUCCCUGGUACUACUUCGCCUUCCAAUUCAGCAUCGCCUUCUCCCCGACCACCUACAACAUCGGCUCCACCCUCUUCUCCAUCGGCCUGACCUGGUGGCACAUCAUCCUCGCCGCCUUUGUCGGAACUCUGCUCUGCUGCAUCAUCCUCUACACCAACGCGCGCGGCCCCCUCUUCUACCACAUCGGAUUCCCCGUGUACGCGCGAAUUUCCGCCGGAAUUUACGGCUCCCUCUUCUUCGUUCGAUUGAUGGAUGUCGCUCUGCGAUGUGUCUUUGGACAUCAAUGGACCGAUAUCCCCAAUCACUUACCCCCCUCUGCAGGGAUUUCGACGUCGCAAAUGGUAGCGUUUUUUCUCACAUGGUUGCUGCAAUUUCCGUUUGCGUGGCUCCAUCCGAGUAAAGCCGGGCCGCUGUUUGUGGUGAAAUCGGUCUUGUCGCCAACAGCGUACAUUGCCACGAUGAUUUGGGCGUUGGUGAAAUUUGGAGGUGUCAAUCUCAAUUUGGGAAAGGGAAAGACGACGACGGGCGGCGCGGCGUUGGGUUGGUCGUUUAUGAAAGCGAUUAAUACCGUCGUUUCGGGCGUGGUGCCGCCUAUGGUGAAUAUUGCGGAUUUGGCUCGCUAUGGUCAGCGGCCGAGUGAUGUGAUUCCCUUGACGAUUGGUCUGUUUCUCAGUAAACCCGGAGUCAUCAUUCUAGGCCUCUUCACGACUGCCGCCGGAGCAAAGCAUUUUGGAGUGGCGAAUUGGAAUCUAUGGGACUUUUAUAGUCUGGUAUUGGACGAAUUCUGGUCCCCCUCAGCCCGAACCCUCAUCUUCCUCGCCUCCCUCAUCCAAUCCUUCUCAACAAUCGUCACCAACAUCUCCAGCAACGCCAUCCCCGUCGGCUGCGACCUCUCCGGUCUCUUCCCCCAAUACUUCACCAUCACGCGCGGGAUGAUUCUCUGCCAUUUACUCUGCUGGCCCAUUGUCCCCUGGCUCCUCGUCAAUUCCGCCCAAAAUUUUCUCACAUUUUUGGGCUCCUAUCUCUGCUUCAUUACGCCCGUCGUGGCAAUUAUGCUCGUGGAUUAUUUCUUCGCGAGAAAAGGGAAUGUGCAUAUUCCGUCUGUGUAUCGAGCGGAAAAGGGUUGUCCGUAUUAUUACACAUAUGGGGUGAAUUUUCGGGCCUAUGCAGCGUGGAUGGUGGGUGUGGGGUUGGUGAUUUCGGGAAUUCGAGGCGCGAUUGAACCGGGGAGCAUUAGUGAUGUGGUGGUGAAUAUUUAUAAUUGUGGAUUUGUGCUGUCGUUUACGGCGGCGGGAGUCACGUAUUAUGUGCUGUGUCGAAUUUGGCCGGUGCAGAUUUUACCGAGAGGAGGGGAAGAAGAAGAAGAAGAGGAGGAGAAGAGUCUACGGCGGGAAUAUAUGGUGCAUACAGAGGGGUUUUUGGUGGAUGAUGUGCCUUUGCCCGGGUAUAUCAAGGAUAAGAUGGUGUUGGUGGGAGAGGAAGUUGUUGCUGCUGCUGCUGAUUCUUCGCCGGUUCAAGAGGUUGAUGGGCACUUGAAAGAGAAGUUUUGA